AUGGUUUCUAGAUUCCUCACCAUCCUCCUCGUCUCUGUCGCACUCCAAUACGCUGCGGGUUUAUCUCCAGUGUCUCUUUUUGGAACGAGCAAGGCACAACGGGUGGACAUUGACUUUGCCUCCUCCAACGAAGACAGCACAGACACAUCAAAUGCCUGCGAAUCCCGUAGGAUCUUCCUGUCGGCAGCCGCCAUGCAAAUAUGCCUCCUAGGGGCAACUUCUCCAGCAAAAGCUGCUGCAGAUGGAGCAACAGUAUACAAGAGUGGCAAGGCUCCCAUUGUUCCAGGCCAGAAACCAAAAGACAAGAGUGAUGUCAAAGGAACCCGCAAGGACCCUGACUUCUUGCGAUCUAUCGCCGACUGCCGCAACCAAUGCCAGAGUUCCAACGGCCCUGAUGGUUUUGCCAAGGCCAAGGAAGACUGUCUCUCGGAAUGUCAGGAUAUUUGCUGCACGACAUACGAACAAUGCACCUUCAACAUUGUUCCAAGACUGUAA
Messenger RNA from Cylindrotheca closterium, 495 nucleotides. Lineage: Eukaryota; Bacillariophyta; Bacillariophyceae; Bacillariales; Bacillariaceae. The record is from the annotation of a GenBank genome assembly.